AUGGCUGCCAGUAGCUUUCGGGCUGCCCAGUGCCCUCCCAUGAUCCCCUCUGCUCCCACCACUGAGGACCUGGAACAUGAAGUCCUGUCUCGUGGGUACGACCGUCCAUCUGCGGCUCAGACAGCAGCGGGAGCCAGCUUUCAAUCCCUCUCUGCUCUGGGACGUCCAAAAGGCACCAGGGAUCGAUCGGGAACUGAUACAAAAGAAACCGCUCUGAUCAAACUUCACCAUUAG
Messenger RNA from Knipowitschia caucasica, 234 nucleotides. NCBI's taxonomy places the organism in Eukaryota, Metazoa, Chordata, Actinopteri, Gobiiformes, Gobiidae. The record is from the annotation of a GenBank genome assembly.